This is a messenger RNA of Pistacia vera, 2261 nucleotides long. Its product is annotated as probable mediator of RNA polymerase II transcription subunit 37e. The transcript is spliced from 2 exons. Gene Ontology annotation, cellular component: cytoplasm. The record is from RefSeq and is a predicted model, not a curated record. Gene Ontology annotation, molecular function: ATP hydrolysis activity; ATP-dependent protein folding chaperone; heat shock protein binding. The coding region runs from base 117 to 2060 and encodes 647 amino acids. NCBI's taxonomy places the organism in Eukaryota, Viridiplantae, Streptophyta, Magnoliopsida, Sapindales, Anacardiaceae. Gene Ontology annotation, biological process: protein refolding; cellular response to unfolded protein.
CAUUUCUCCGCCACUUGAAAACCCUAGUUUCUCUCUGUCGUUUCUCGUUACUUAGGUUUUUAGAUUUUUUUACUUUUUUCAAAUCUUCUUCGUCGACAAAUCUAAUCGCCGUAGACAUGGCUGGUAAAGGAGAAGGUCCAGCGAUCGGUAUUGACCUGGGGACGACUUACUCGUGCGUCGGCGUGUGGCAACACGACCGUGUUGAAAUCAUCGCUAAUGAUCAAGGAAACAGAACAACGCCGUCUUAUGUUGCGUUCACCGAUACCGAACGUUUGAUCGGUGAUGCAGCUAAGAAUCAAGUUGCGAUGAACCCAGUGAAUACCGUCUUUGAUGCAAAGAGGUUGAUUGGUCGUAGAUUCAGUGAUGCGUCUGUUCAGAGUGAUAUGAAGUUGUGGCCAUUCAAGGUUUUUGCUGGUCCUGGUGACAAGCCUAUGAUUAUGGUCAAUUAUAAGGGUGAAGAGAAACAAUUUGCUGCAGAAGAAAUCUCUUCCAUGGUCUUGAUUAAGAUGCGUGAGAUUGCUGAGGCAUAUCUUGGUUCUACUAUCAAUAAUGCUGUGGUCACUGUCCCUGCUUACUUUAAUGAUUCUCAGCGUCAAGCCACCAAGGAUGCUGGUGUCAUUGCUGGUCUCAAUGUCAUGCGUAUCAUCAACGAGCCCACAGCAGCAGCCAUUGCCUAUGGUCUUGACAAGAAGGCAACAAGUGUCGGCGAGAAGAAUGUCCUAAUCUUUGAUCUUGGUGGUGGUACUUUUGAUGUCUCUCUUCUGACCAUUGAAGAGGGUAUCUUUGAGGUGAAGGCCACAGCUGGUGAUACUCAUCUUGGUGGUGAAGAUUUUGACAACAGAAUGGUGAAUCACUUUGUUCAAGAGUUCAAGAGAAAGAACAAGAAAGACAUUAGUGGCAACCCCAGAGCUCUUAGGAGGUUGAGAACUUCAUGUGAGAGAGCUAAGAGGACUCUUUCAUCCACUGCCCAGACCACCAUUGAAAUUGACUCUCUUUAUGAAGGUAUUGAUUUCUACUCCACCAUCACCCGUGCUAGAUUUGAGGAACUUAACAUGGAUCUGUUCAGAAAGUGUAUGGAGCCAGUUGAGAAGUGUUUGAGGGAUGCCAAGAUGGACAAGAGCACGGUCCAUGAUGUUGUCCUUGUUGGUGGUUCUACCAGAAUUCCAAAGGUUCAACAGCUUUUGCAAGACUUCUUUAAUGGAAAGGAGCUCUGUAAGAGCAUUAAUCCUGAUGAGGCUGUUGCCUAUGGUGCUGCAGUACAAGCUGCUAUAUUGAGUGGUGAGGGUAAUGAGAAGGUGCAGGAUCUGUUGCUCUUGGAUGUCACUCCUCUCUCCCUUGGUUUGGAAACUGCUGGUGGUGUCAUGACUGUUUUGAUUCCUAGGAACACAACCAUCCCCACCAAGAAGGAACAGGUCUUCUCUACUUACUCGGAUAACCAACCUGGUGUGUUGAUCCAAGUCUAUGAAGGUGAGAGAACAAGGACCAGGGAUAACAACUUGCUGGGUAAAUUUGAGCUGUCUGGUAUCCCACCUGCUCCAAGGGGUGUUCCCCAGAUUACAGUGUGCUUUGACAUUGAUGCUAAUGGUAUCUUGAAUGUAUCCGCUGAGGAUAAAACCACUGGUCAAAAGAACAAGAUUACCAUUACCAAUGACAAGGGAAGACUCUCAAAGGAGGAGAUUGAAAAGAUGGUUCAGGAGGCAGAGAAGUACAAGUCAGAGGAUGAGGAGCACAAGAAGAAGGUAGAAGCCAAGAAUGCAUUGGAAAACUAUUCCUACAACAUGAGAAACACAGUGAAAGAUGAGAAGAUUGGUGCCAAGCUUCAGCCAGCUGAUAAAAAGAAGAUUGAAGAUGCAAUUGAUCAAGCCAUCCAAUGGUUGGACGCUAACCAGCUUGCUGAGGCUGACGAGUUUGAAGACAAGAUGAAGGAAUUGGAGAGCAUCUGCAACCCCAUCAUUGCCAAGAUGUACCAGGGUGCUGGCGGUGACAUGGGUGGUGGCAUGGAUGAGGAUGUUCCUGCUGGUGGUAGCAGUGCUGGACCCAAGAUUGAGGAAGUGGACUAAGUUUUUUCAAUUCGUUUUUGUUUGUUGGAUUUAGCAAUUUAGGUGUUUGAACUGAUAUUUCAUGUUUUAGUGGGGUUUUGAAUGUUCUAAACCCAGCAAAAUGUUGUACGUUUCUUCCGGAUUCUCAAGUUUUUAUUGCAGCUCCCUGCCUUUUUUAAAUUUGAAAUAUUAAAACUCUUUACUAGUUUCCCAGGUUGUUAA